GUCAACAACUGUGCCGACAUUGUUGAUGGCAGUCAGUAUUCAUCACCUUCCUCUGUCAUCGUCACCACCAACAUCAUCAUCAUUCUUCUCGGGCCAAGCAUGUGGCCAUUCUUGUUUACACGUUCGGAAAUGGAAGACGAGGGUCUUCCGCCUUGGGUUACCAUGGCAGAGUCAUUUCGGCGCGAGUUGGAGACGGAGGAGGGAGUGGAGGACAUGAUCAACUUGAGUGACCUGAACGAACAUAUUAUUCUGCAUAACCUGAGAACUCGUUAUGGACGGGACCACAUCUAUACAUACGUGGGCAGCAUCCUGGUGGCGGUCAACCCGUACAGAACUUUCAACAUCUAUGGUCUGGACAUGGUCAAGCUGUACGACUCCCAGCAGCUUGGAAACCUGCCACCGCAUCUGUUUGCUAUUAGCAGCGCCUCCUACAGCAAGAUGGUCAAGGAGAAAGAAAAUCAAGUUCUUGUUAUAAGUGGUGAGAGUGGUGCCGGCAAGACAGAGAGUACCAAGCUGAUCAUGCAGUACUUGGCUGCCGUCAACAAAUCGAACAAUAACCUCAUCACAGAGCAGAUCCUGGAAGCUAACCCUCUCCUGGAGUCUUUUGGCAAUGCCAAGACCAUCCGCAAUGACAACUCCAGUCGCUUUGGGAAAUACAUUGAGGUCUUUUUCAAAAAUGGAGGCAUUGUUGGAGCAAAGACAUCAGAAUACCUCUUGGAAAAAUCCAGAAUUGUGACACAGGCUCCAGAAGAGCGGAACUACCACAUCUUCUACGAAAUGCUUGAAGCUCUCACAGAUGAUCAGAAAUCACAGUUGGGUCUACAGACAGCACCUAAGUAUUUCUAUCUGAACCAGGGAGGAAGCUGUGUAAUUCCUGGGAGAGAUGAUGCAGAAAACUUUCGCAAAGUUUUGGCAGCAAUGGAAAUUAUGGACUUCACUAGGGAGGAACAAGAUACAGUCAAAAAGAUUCUUGCUUCAGUCUUACAUAUUGGAAAUGUUUACUUCAAGAAUGUGCAGGAGGAUAACCAUGAGACAGCUAUCCUCGGAUCAGAGGCAGAGAUCAAGUGGGUGUCUCAUCUUUUGAUGCUUUCUGAUGAAUGGUUAAAGCAGGCUUUGACCAGCAAGGUUACGGAGGCACGUGGAGAAAGAGUUGUCUCCCCUUACAAUUUGGACCAAGCACUGGAUGCUAGGGAUGCCAUUGCAAAAGCCUUGUACAGCAGACUGUUUACUUGGCUUGUGGAGAGGGUGAACCUCAUUGUGUGUCGGGCUGAACGCGAGAAAACUACUUCACUGGCUGUGCUGGAUAUUUUUGGCUUUGAGGACUUCCAUCACAAUAGCUUUGAGCAGCUUUGCAUCAACUAUGCAAAUGAGACGCUUCAGUACUUCUUCAAUCAGCACAUUUUCCAGCUGGAGCAGAAAGAAUACAUAAAGGAGAAGAUUAAAUGGCAGCACAUCCAGUUUAAGGACAACCAGCCAGUCAUUGACCUCAUUGCUACCAAACCUACAGGGAUCCUGCAUAUUCUGGAUGAUGAAUGCAACUUUCCACAGUCUAGGGAUCAAUCCUUCCUGGAAAAGUGUCUUCAUCACAGCACUAAUCUGCUAUAUGACAAGCCACGUAUGUCUGAUCCAGAGUUCUACAUUAUCCAUUAUGCUGGCAGAAUCAAAUACAAUGUGCUGCAUUUCCUGGAAAAAAACAAAGAUACUCUUCGCAGUGAUGUUGUGGAACUCAUGUGUGAGAGCAAAAAUAAGCUUAUUGCCCAGAUGUUUGCUGACCUUCGGGACAGACAGAUUACCAAAACUCUUAGCAAGACAACUGGACGCUAUGUUACCAUGAAGCCUCGCACACCUACUGUGGCUGCUAGUUUUAAUGAGUCAUUGCUGUCACUUAUAGACAGCAUGUCCAGGUGCCAUCCCUUCUUUGUGCGGUGCAUUAAGCCCAAUGUCUACAAACAGGCCAUGCAGUUUGAGGACCCAGUGGUUAUGGAUCAACUACGAUACACUGGCAUGCUGGAGACUAUUCGUAUCCGCAAAAUGGGAUACCCAGUUCGUCUAAAAUUCCCAGUCUUCAUUCAGAGGUAUCGAUGCCUUCUGAAAGGAACUACCAUUCGACACAGUCAGUUGCCAUCCGAAGCGUGUGCAAUGAUUCUGAGCACUUUGGGACCAAGUCACAAGGAUGAAUACCAGAUUGGUGCUACCAAGGUGUUCAUGAAGGAAACAUUUGAGGCAGUCAUCAAUAAAGAGGCUGAGAAAAUUCAGAGAGUGGCUGCUGUCUGCAUCCAGACCCAUACAAGGGCUUACUUGGUUCGCCGUAAGUUCCUCAAGGCCAGAGCAGCUUCUAACUCAAUCCAGCGCAUGAUCCGCAUGUGGAGAGCCAGACGACAUUUCUUGGCAACACGCAAUGGAAUCAUCAAAGCUCAAGCUCAGUUUCGGAUGUUUCGUCAGCGGCGACAGUAUUUGCAGAGGCGUGAAGAGAUACGCCGUAAACUUGAGGAACAGAAAAUAGCUCGGCGACGGCAAGAAGCUCAUCAAAAAUUAGAAAGAGAACAAAGGGAACGGGCGGCUCGCAACAUGGCCAGCGUUGCAAAUCUGGAGGUGCCAGGAGAACUGGCUUAUGUGUAUAGCAAGCUGGAUGAAUGGAGGCUGCCACAUGAUGGAGUUAACAUCAUGGCUGCAGCAGGUGAUGUGCAGGCAAUGGAUAUGGGGUAUCGUCUGCCAGUGGACAUCAAUUCUCAUUCUUUCAGCAAAUUUACCAGUGUCUACUUUAGAGAACCACGCUGGGGUGUGAAAAUGGAGCCCUUAAAGUCAUCAUUGACAAACCUGCAGUCUGAUGAUUUAGUGUACAAAUCACUGUCUCUCUUUAAACUGAUUUUGCGCUACAUGAGUGAAGAAAACAUGACAGAAAAAAGAGAGAAGAUAUUGUCUGACUACAUUGUCCAGAUGGGUCUUCAGAAUGAAGGUCUCCGUGACGAGCUGCUUUGCCAGGUGGCCAACCAAGCAUGGCAGAACCAAAAUGCAGAGCAGAUUGAGCGCAUCUGGCGGCUUAUGGCCUCGUGCUUGUCCUGCUUAAUGCCCAGCUCCUCUCUCUUCAAAUACUUGUUAAAGUUUGUAUCAGAUGUUGCUGUCAAUGGAUACAAGAUUGUGUGUCAACAUAAAGUUCUACAGUCAGCUAACCUAGCUCCACAGCUGAGCAGAGUAUACCCGCCUUGUUUUCUGGAAUGGCGUGCCAUUCAACGCAAAGCAAGCAUGGCCCUGGAGGCCAAGUUUCCAGAUGACAUCAGCGUCAUUGGUCACGUGGAAUCAUGGACUUCUGGUGAGCUGUUCACAUCCCACCUUCUGAAACAAAGAGGUCUGACAGAGAAUACACAAGGCUGGACAGUCAUUCUGCAGGAGGAUUUUGAACGUUAUGAGCUGAUGGGUUACGACUAUGUUUUGGACCUAAUCAGUGAAAUUGAGAUAGCUCCAGGCUUUCCAACUUGCAAGGCAUAUUUUCUUGUGUCAACUGACAAAAACCAAGAUCGGCUUCACCGUAAACACCAUCAUGAGGGCCCUCACGGUGACUUGGAGCGUUUCCUGUUGCUGGUGCCUCCUAUGCCAGAGAUGCUGAAACGCACUUUGCCUCCAGUGCCUCUAGGUGCUAGUGGUGGUCACAAGACUCCCACUGCAGAGGAACUAGGUUUCUCCACUACCAGCAUUCUCAACCAGCGUCCAACAGAGAUCUUCAUCUCAGAAUUGUCAGACAGCCGCAUGAAUGCUCGUUACACGAAGCGUCGGGCUCCUGCACCGCCUACAAACGGCCACAUUUCUAAUGGAUAUGCACAUGGAGCAAUGAAUGGCAGUGCCUUAAAUGGGGAUAUGUCCACAAUAGAUGAAAAUGACGAGGACAUGGGCUUGUCCCAUACUCAGAUUAAUGCCCGCUACUUUCCAGAUGUUGCAUCCAAUGGAGUGAAUGGAGAACUUUCAACGAGCAAACUGAACCAGCGCUACACAAAGAAUUUUUCUGGUCAAGGAGUCAGAAACAAGACUGGAGUAAAGGACCAAAUAAGGAAGAAAUACAGUGGUGUAUCAGGUGUUAGUGCAGCAGAUGUGCACUCAGUGACCUCUGAACAUUCAGACUGGUCUCACUGGGUUGAGGAUGUGUUUGACACCGUCCUCAAUGAACAUAUUGAUGAUGCUGCUUCAGAUGGCAAGUCCUUGCACACACGCAUCAAGGGAGGUGGCAAGGGUGUGACACAGAAGAGUUACAAGCAGAAAUCUGCUGUUCAAUAUCCUGGAAAUGAGUCAAGUUUGGAGCUGAACCAGAUCGGAAACAUACAUAGUGGCACAUCAAGUUUAAGAGCAAGAAAUGCAAACUUGGUGAGCUCCAAACUUUCAGACUGGCAUCAGUGGGUAGAUGACACGUUUGAAUCCGUACUCAGAAAUGAACACAUGGCUGACACUGCUUCCAAUGGGCAGUCUUUGCACACACGGAUCAAGGGUGGAGGCAAGGGUGUGCCUGGGCUACAGACACAGCAGACCAUUAUUCCUCCUCCACUUAAUAUGGGGCUUGGCCUGACUACUCCUGCUUCUGUGGUUGCUCCACCCAUGAUUUCACCAGCGUUCACCUUCAAUUCGCAGCUUACUCCAGGACUGCAGCCACAGCAAGAUGCCUUGCAACAACUUCUCAACCAGCAAGCAAUGCAGCAGCAGCAGGCAGCAUUACAGGCUGUUCUUUUGGAUCAGCAGAGACAGCAGCAGGCAGCUAUCUUACAGGCAGCCCUCCAGCAGCAACAGCAGCAGCAGAAUUAUGCAGCUCAGGCUGCAGCAGCACAGCAGCUUGCAGCCCAGCAAGCUGCUGCCCAACAGUUAGUUUUUCAACAAGCUGCUGCUCAGCAAGUUGCUGCACAGCAAGCAGUACACCAAGUUGCUGCACAACAAGCAGCAGUACACCAAGUUGCUGCACAGCAAGCUGCAGUACAGCAAGUAGCCUCUCUUCAGACUGCCCUGCAGCAAACUGAGUUGGAAAACAGACUCCUAAAACAGUCCAUUGAACGCGAGAACCUGAAGAAACAGUUGCAGCAGAUGCAGGGCCAGACUUCUCCUCCCUCAGCAGGUUUUCAAACUACAACAUUUGCAUCUGCACAGGCUGCAGCACUCAGCCCAGACAACAGCUUUUCAUCCACCAUCAUGAUGCCUCCUGGUGCCCAGAUCACUCCAGGAGAGAGAUUUCAUGUGCCUUAUGGUUCGUCUGAGAUGGUUACUGCCACCAGCUCUUCCAAAGAGGGGCCUCCAGUGGCCCCCAAACGUGUGCAUCUUAUUAAAUCUAGUUUUGAGAACCAGCCCAGUGCAUCCUACGGCUUCCAGCAGUCUGGCAAAACAGUGGGGGUUGCUAAGACAACAAAGACUGUAACCUUUAACACUACGACAACUGUUCAGCAAAGCCAUCCAGAAUCAACAGCAGCCACCAGUUUGUUUGGCAAACGGUCGUCGUCACCUCCCCCUUCCAUCUCCCCACCUUCCCCACCAUCACCUCCACCACUAGCAGCUCAUCCACCCAUACCACCCUCACCACCCUCACCACCCCCACCACCUCAAGUGAUGGACUCAUCAGUGCACAUUUCAGAAAGCAUUUAUGUAGAUGCUCGUACUGCAGCUCCUCCUCUCCACAGCCAGCCUGUGGCACCACCUCCCUCUCCUCCUCCUCUACCUCCAAUGUCAACUAUACCCCUUGGUCUGGAGAUUGACAAAGAAAAAGGAACCUUCACUGUGCGAGACAAAAGUGGUCGUGCUCGCACUGUGCGCAUUGGCAAGGUGGUAUGGCCACCACCCUCAGAGGAAAUUCACAAGCAAGAAGUGCAAGUGGGCAAAUUGGAAAUUGAUGAGAAGGUUGCAAGGGGCAUUGAGAACCGUAUUAUUGGGAAGAGGAAGUGGCAGAAACCUGUUGUUCCAGAUGAUGAGCCCAAAUCAAUUUUGAAGCGAUCUAAUGUAGAGUCAACAAGGCGUGCAAAGUCCUUAAUAGAAACAGGCCAUUCUGAGACCCUGAAACUUCUAGAACGUAAGCUUGGAGGGAGUGCCAAGACACAGAUGGAUGAUGCAUCAGUCAGCACAAAACUGCCUGGACAAAGUGUUGGCUUACAGACAACAAAUACUUUGAAGAAAAUGCAGCAUUCUGCCUCAGUUCAAGCAAAUGAAGCAAUUUAUGCAUCAUUCAUUGAAAAAGAUGAACCUCCACCUCCUCCAAAAGCACCUCCGCCUCAGUUGAAAAUUCGCAAGAAAGAGACAGUAGAAGUGGAAGAGAAGUUUGAAACUGUCAUACAAUCAGAUCAACAUGAAUCCUUUGAGCCCAGAAUUGAACCAGAUGUUGAACAAAAGCCACUGAUAGAUUAUGCAAGCUUUGAGCGUGCUAUCACCGAGCUGUACCCACAGAACAAAAAGUACUUCCUUAUGUACAGUAAAGUACCUUGGUCACUACUUAUCAGGGGAGGUGUUCUGGCCUCAGAAAGAUUGGACAACUCUACAAUAUUGCACCUGGUGUACUGUCAGGUUGUGCAGGAUGUUUUCAACAAUGCCUGUGUACGCAUUAGUAAGGAACAACGCAUCAAGAUGCGCAGCAUGCUCGAUGGCCAUGGUGUGGAGAAGAGCAAUUACCUGACUAAGGAACUGAGCUUGCAGGUUAAGAAGGUCAUUGUUGACACUGCCAAGGAGUGGCCUACAUACUUCUGUCGUCUCUUCCCAAUCGCUUGCAUUGGUCACUAUGCAGAUGUCAAAUACUUGGGCAUCAGUCAUACGGGUUUGAGAUUUGUCACAAGGGAACGUAGUGUUGUGGAAGACCAUCUGACAGUUUUAGAAGAGUUUCGGUUUGAAGAUGUAGUUGACACUGUCAUGCCCACUAGUACAUCUGUGCAGCUAAACCUGAGAACAAAGUCACUUAUUUUCCAGACAAUUCGGCCAAAACAACUGAAAGACAUGGUGGACAGAUUUUGUCAGGAGAGUGAAAAGGGCAAUAAAUUUGUUGUGGCAGUGAAAGAUUAUAUCACCAGGGAGUCCACACUUCUCAGCUUCAAAAAUGGAGACAUCAUAAAACUUAUGGACCCUGAGAUGAACCUUGAGAGAGGGUGGCUAUAUGGCUCACUGAAUGGCAUAGUUGGGCUCUUCCCUGAAGAGUAUGUGCGACCACUGGCCAGGCAUGAGGUGGAGAAUUCUUCCAUGAAGCCCAAACUAUACCAACUUCCUUCACAACCUGGCAGACCACUCAGCAGGGAGGGCCCACCACCAGAUAACUACAGUGAGACAAGUCAAGGAACAGUAGUUCAUGAUGGCAAGUAUUCGAUGAUGGAAUUCGCCAUACUUCACUUCCGAGAGUCCUUGGACAAGUAUGAAAUGUUGCGAACGGAAGAUGGCUCAAUAAGGGGAACUGUGAAAAAGAUUGAGAACUACAAACUUCAUGUUUUGCAAAAAGAUGACUAUUCAAAACGUGAAGGAAAUCAAGAGUGGUCAUGGAAAGAGCAGGCAGACAUGAUCAAGUGGACUCGGUCACCAAUCCAGGCAUCCCUUUUGAAACUAUCUUCAUCAGAGCUCAACAAACUUGCCCUUGAAUGCUUUAUCUCUAUCAUGAGAUUUAUGGGUGACUACCCCAUGGGCAGCAAUCAGACAGAUUUUGACUGUGUCAUGAAGAUUUUGAGGACUUGCCACAAGUAUCCAGAUUUGAGAGAUGAGGUGUAUUGUCAGCUAUGCAAGCAGACAACAAAUAACCGAAGCAUGAAGGGAAAAAGUAAGAUUCGUGGCUGGAGGCUGUUUGGACUAGUGGCAGCGUAUUGUGACUGUUCAGAAAUGUUAAGGCCAUACCUCUUCAAGUAUUUAGAGACCACUGCAUCAGAUGUCAACCGAACAUAUAACUAUGCUGCUGCACUUUGUCUUCAGAAUUUGAGGAAGACAUUCAAGUAUGGAGGGCGCAAAAAUGUUCCACUGAGAGAAGAAGUUCAGGCUCUAGCUGAUGGAAGAAACAGCAAGCGUCUCCCAUUUUACUAUUCAGGCACGGACACACAGGGUGGGCUUCUUCAAGUCAAACCUUGCACAGUGGUCAGUGAUGCUAUCAUGGAUGUCUGUUCAGAGCUAAAUAUUAUUGACCCUGUUGAGAUGGAAGAAUAUACACUGUUUGUCAAGGACAGAUUACCAUCGAAGGAGGGCUUAUUCACUAAGCUGAACAGAGAGGAGUACCUGCUGGACAUUACAGCUGAGUUUAUAAGGAAGAAGACUUCAUAUGACUUGAUCUUCCAGCGAACUGUCUGGAUUUUCCCACUUAGCCAUAUGGAUAAUGAGGUCUAUGUAGACGUGAUGUUUCAUCAGUGCAAAUUUGACUACAUAGAUGGCUUAAACAUUGUGUGGCCUCGGGGAGAACUUGAACCAGCAACAGUGGAUGACAUGGGUACAAUUGGUGCACUGUUGCACAGAGCCAAUGAUUUCGUGGGACUUCCUACCCUGAAGCAGCUUGAAGUUUUGGUGCCCAAAACAGUUCAGAACGGUCCACUUAUGCGACCCCAACAAUGGUUAAACCGCAUCCAGGACAAGCUCCGAGAUAUUACUGGGCACUCAUCUCUGCAGGCCAAAGCUCUCUUCCUGGAAAUUUUAUCCAGGUGGCCUUUGUUUGGUGCCACUUUCUUCCUGAUAAAAAGCAUUCCUAAUACAACGGGAGAGUGUAAGCUUGUGGUUAACAAGAGAGGCAUUGCUUUUCUGCACAAAGACACCCAUGAAACUUUCCUGGCCCAUCCCUUCAGUGAAAUCUUGUCAACACGGCGCUACCGAAGUGACAGUGGACACAACUACCUGGAUAUGAAAAUUGGUGACUUGAUGGUGCAAAAAGUUCUGAGGAUUGAGACUGACCAGGGCUCGGACAUAUCUAGCUUGAUUGCUCAGUACAUGCAAGUACUCAAUCGAGGAAAUAAAAGAUACAGUCAGCGAUUGUGAGACUAGAUUUUGAUUGUGACUGGAUUUCAUAUGUAAAGUUGAACUGUGUUGCAAUUAUCCAGCAAACUUUAUCAGCAAGAAUGGAACUACUUUUAGCUAAUGGGAGUGGGGAUUUUUGUGCAUAGCUGCAGGCUUCUGACCUACCCACUCAAAUUUUACAAUUUUGUAACUCUGGAGGUUUCUGCAGAUUGUGUACAAAGUACACACAUACAAUGAGAAAUGUCGAUGCAUGCACAUGCAUGCAGAGUCUGUGAUAAGGAGACAUCUGUGUGAUUUUUCCCCAAGUUCUUAAGGAUGGUGAAGAUGGAAACACUGGACUCUAAAUGUCACCUGAUAUUCUACCUGUGUCAUAAAACUUAACAAUUUAUCAUGUUAGAGAGAUAUAUGAUACAUAUGAAAGCAAAUUACAGACAUAUUGUAAUGACAAUUUGAAGGCCAUGGCUUUGCAAAAUGGGGCCUUAACAGCUGUUCUUUCUAUGCAAAGUGGAUUGAGCUUUGUAUGUUUACUAAUGGUCACUGUAGAAAGAAACAUUUGUAGCAGUGUUACUUAGUCCUUUAAUGUAAAAGGUACUGCUAUUGCAUCUUACUAAAAUAACUUGCUGCAGUCUAAUAGCAGGAGGCAAUAGAUAUCUUCGAAGUAAUUUGCAAAAGCCUAAAAUUUGUAUGCCUACUGUUUGGGUCAAGGAAUAUGGAAAAGGAAAAGUGCUUAAGGAUAUUCAUGUCCUGAAAUGAAGAAAUAAUCUAUAUCUAAUCACUGUGUAAAUAACAAUAGUAUCACAACUUUUAACAUUAUUGAAAAAUUAACUAAAAUUGUUUGUAAUAUGUCGAAAUGUUUACACACUCCAGCAACAUUUUGCUUUAAGAGUCUUACUGUUGGAGCAUGUCCUCGUAGAUUAAUGGAAUGUUAAAACAUUGGUAUUUGACAAAGGACAUUCAAAUCUGAAACAUUAAUUUUUUUCCUAUAUUGGGAUUUUUUGUUUCCUGGUAGGCCAUUCAUGCUCAAGCAAUACUUGACCUACUGAAUGUGUUAGGCUUAACAAACAACCAGAUGUCAUCUACAAUCUUUGAAGUACAGUUGGCAUUUUGUGGUUUUAGAAGCAUCGAUAACUGGAGUUGUGUUAAAAAAAGUGGACAAAAUAAUAGAUUGGUGCUCCAGUUCAAUUAAUUUGGCACCUAUUAUAUAAGUAAAUUAAAGUGCAUUUUGCUUUGAAUUUCAUUUGCAUAGUUUUGUCUACAGAUGGACAGACAUCAUCCAUGACAUAUUGUAUCAUUAGUGAAUCAUUGCUUGUUCACAACUGCUUGGAUCUGUAUAAAACUUUGUUGCCUUUGUCUUCUGUACAUUCCAAGCUUUUGCACUUUUGAUCUUAGUAAAAGAUCUUUUUUUUUUUUGAGGAUUUCAAAAUGACAUCAUUCCAGUAGUGUUUAUUUUGCUCUUUACUAAGCCCAUUUCCUUACUAUUGCAGCAUUCCUAAUCCUCUGCUGUCAUUACAUGGAAGGGUACAAAAUUUUUCUUAUAACAUUCCAUGUGCAAACUUUUUCAUAACAAUAUAAAAUUGCAUUUUUUUAUAUAUAUAUAGUAUUGGCAGUAUAACAUUCAGUGGUAUGUUCUGUUAUUUCAAAUUACAAACCCCAUACAGCAGAAAGAAAAUAAACAUGUAUUAGAGUUUUGUUGAUACUUAUUUCACAGUUUUAACCAACAGUUAAAAAAAAGGUUUCUAUAAUGUUCUGUUGAUCUUGUACUUUAUAUGAAGUACACUUCAUGUACAAUAUAUAUAUACACUAAUUAUGCAUUUGAGCUGUUGCUUGUGUUUGGGAACGUGUUGUCUCCCAAAUUAAAUUCAUAAAUCAACAUUCAAAUUAGCUUGGCAAAAUGCAAUUUUUAUUCUUGAUUAGAAAUGCAGUCUCUACUUUUCAAGACUGCUGUCUGCACUGUGGCUUUAUGAAGACAUAUCUGUUAUUUUGUUGAGCUUUUUGUUUUUGCCAUUAUUCCAGUUUUACACAUCAGGUACCAAAAUCUGGUUACAUUUGUGACCCACCUGUGCAGAAAAUCAGUGCAAUGAUAGCACAAAACUCAAGUGUUUCAACUUAUUGGAUUCCUGUGCCUGGUAGAAAGGGGAUUCAUCAGAUGUAGUGUAAGUGUUACCUCCAAGCUCCUCUUCUUUGCACAAAUUAAAACUGUAGAACUCAUUUCUUGCAAUGAAGAGGACAGGACAUACCAGAGGAUGGAAACCAUGAAAAAUAAUUCAUGCACUUGUUCCUUUUUCAUCCAACACAGGCAUCUGUGCCUACAAACAAGUGUUGGUGGGGCACGAGGUGCACAACAUUAUCUUGCAAUUAAGCCAUUUUCAGAUCCUUGCAAAGUACAGAAAAGCCCGACGUAUUCAUGUUUGAUGUUCUAUGCAAUAUGAUUAUAACUGCUUUUAAAAGCAUUUAUUUUUGGUGAUUGAAUUUUUUGAAAUUUUGAAUUGAAUGUUUUGGCCUCAUAAUCAAAAGCUUUGAAUAAUGCCUGUCUUGUGCAGUCGACAGUAAAAUUCCAUAUCUACGUUUAACUCCAUGAAGCUCCCAUCACUUGCAAAAGCAUAUUGUAAAAGUCUAACCAGAAACCCAUGCUAAAGGAUAAUUUGAAGACAAUUAAAUUUAAAUUUACUUGUGCAAGGGGUCUCCACAAAGGUCAUAGAAAAUGUACUCCAAGCUUUAUGUGCAGUAUAAUAUUUGAUGCUUUACAGGUUUUUGAAGCACUCUUGGUUGGUAGGGAGCCCCUAAUCCUUCAACUGCUGCUUGUAAUAGACACAAUGCGCUAACCUUGAGGGUGGAUGUCUCCCAUUGAAAUUCAAGUUAUUUGUCCUUUGCAGUGUACAUGCUACUGGCAGGAGUAUUUUUAACUUUGUGGUAUUUUCUUCAGAUCAUGCCAGUACAAGUUGUAUGAAAGUAAAAAAUAUAUAAUUUAUUAUUAAGCUGUCAGAUCAGUUUCAAAGCACUCAUAAUUUAAAAUGUUAUGUUUUCUAGGAACAUUUUGAAGACCCUUUGGUGUAUCUGAUUAACAUACAUGGAUAUAAUAUAUAUAUUGGUGCAUCUUUGUAUGCGUAUCAGUCUUUUCGUAUUCUUAGGGUUGUGUUAAUCAGAGGCUGGGGACUUCAAAGUAGUGAUAGUCUCUUAUCAUCUCAUGUGCAAUUAUGUAUGUUAAUAUUGACACUGCAGGUGCCACAGAAUAUUUCAUUUAUCAUUAUUCAUACUCACCUGGAUAUGUUGCUAUAUUUUUGUACCAAGACCAAUAAAUUUUUUUAAAAAUA
Pomacea canaliculata is the source of this 12230-nucleotide messenger RNA. RefSeq names its product unconventional myosin-XV-like. Gene Ontology annotation, cellular component: cytoskeleton; myosin complex. The record is from RefSeq and is a predicted model, not a curated record. Gene Ontology annotation, molecular function: cytoskeletal motor activity; protein binding; ATP binding. NCBI's taxonomy places the organism in Eukaryota, Metazoa, Mollusca, Gastropoda, Architaenioglossa, Ampullariidae.